This is a messenger RNA of Trypanosoma grayi, 780 nucleotides long. Its product is annotated as pre-mRNA-splicing factor ISY1. Gene Ontology annotation, biological process: mRNA 3'-splice site recognition; generation of catalytic spliceosome for second transesterification step. The coding region runs from base 1 to 780 and encodes 259 amino acids. The transcript has a single exon. Gene Ontology annotation, cellular component: catalytic step 2 spliceosome; Prp19 complex; post-mRNA release spliceosomal complex. The record is from RefSeq and is a predicted model, not a curated record. NCBI's taxonomy places the organism in Eukaryota, Euglenozoa, Kinetoplastea, Trypanosomatida, Trypanosomatidae.
AUGCAGGACCAUUUGCGAGAGAUUGAAGGCACAUUGGCAAGGAAGAAUGAAAGGCAAAGCACUUUGCUCUACAAAUUGGCGAAACGCAAGGCUGAGGAAGAACGUCUCUCUCGCUUAGGAGUACGCUCUAUUCCAUCCAACCCUCUCGACGUUACAGACGUUAAGGUUGUCAAGUAUGCUCUUUUUAAGUUGAAGCAAGAAAUCGGUGAUAAAAUUGCGAAGAUACGCAAUUCAGAGUUGCUCAGUAUUGAAAGUCAAGGGGAGGUUGUUAUUCGAGCUAAGAACGACGAUAUAAAUCACCUUAUUUCUAGAAGAAAUUUAUGGGAGCGAAGAAUGGCUACACUUAGUGGACAGAGCUAUAAGGCCCCACCGUCUAGAAAACUCUACUUUGGAUGCGCCAAGGGGCUUCCAGAAGCUCGAAAGGGUAUAGCACAAGAUGAUCAUGGCCACGAAGAUGAUGUAAUGGAGGAAGUCGAGUCUGAAUCAGUUGACUCGCAUAUUUCUGAAGACGUGCCUUCUCAUCCGAGCAGCACGUACCUGAAACAGCUCAUGGCUCAUAAUUUAGAGGACCUUUUACGUAGCGCUGAAAUGGCCGCAGAGCGACGUCUCAGAUCGGAAUUGGGGGAAGAACAUGUUGGCACAGCGGAAAAACGAAGCCGCGAGGAGAACACCGAUUACAAUGUGGACGUGGAAUUACCCCCCGAGGAGGGAUUUAGGCGGAAGAUUUUUGAUAAACGGAAGGAUAUGCUUCAAACUCGUCUCAAAUCCUUAAAAAAAUAA